GGAUGAUGACGGUUGAUGCUGACAAUAGUCAUGGCGAUGGCGGUUGGUGCUGGAGGAGGAGAAGAAAGCAAAGAUUGGAUCUUGGAGCCACUCUCCUUGCCGGAGUCCCCUAGUUGCAGACGUUACACGUCCAGUCCUCCAGCAUUACCUUGCAUAUUUUGUGAAGAAUGUCAUCCUGCAGCAGAUCAGGAAAAGCUUCUCAAGCACAUGAUCCUGGAACACAAGCUGGUGAUCGCAGACAUGAAACUGGUUGCAGAUUUCAGAAGGUACCUUUUAUAUUGGAGGAAAAGAUUUACCGAGCAACCAAUUUUGGAUUUUUGCAGUGUGAUAAAGACCAACUCCCAAGCUCCUGAGGAAGAACAAGAGACCUACUUCCUCCUGUGUGACGUUUUGCCAGAAGACAGGGUGCUUCGGGAGCAACUUCAGCAACGAAGACUGGAAGAAGUUUUGGAACAGCAGCAGUGGGAAAGAAACGACAAUAACUUGAAUCGUGUGUGCAUGUUUUGCAGUGAAGAGUUUGCAGGAAAUAGGGCUAUUUUCUUGAACCACAUGGCCAGAGAUCAUUCUUUCAACUUGGGUCUUCCUGACAAUAUUGUGUACUGCAACGAAUUCCUCGAUUUGCUGCAGAAAAAACUGGACAAUUUGCAGUGCUUAUAUUGUGAGAAAACAUUCCGUGACAAAAAUACACUGAAAGAUCACAUGAGGAAAAAACAGCAUCGGAGAAUCAAUUCUAAAAAUAGCGAGUAUGACCGCUUUUACAUCAUCAACUAUCUGGAACUGGGGAAGAGUUGGGAGGAGGUUCAGUCUGAAGACGACAGAGAAAUGAUGGAUGAGCAGAAUGAUGAUUGGUCUGAUUGGCAAGAUCACCCAGUUUGUGCUCUUUGUCUCUUCUGUGAGAAUCCCGCAGACAGCACUGAAAAUUUGCACUAUCAUAUGAAGGAGGCACAUGGAUUUGAUCUACUGAAACUGAAGUCUGAAAUGGGUUUAAACUUCUACCAGCAGGUGAAAUUAAUCAACUUCAUCAGAAGGGAGGUCCACCAUUGCCGAUGCCACAGCUGCCGGGAAAGGUUCAGCUCGAAAGCAGAAGUGGUGAAUCACAUGACGGAAACAAAACACAUCAUGUCCCUGCUGGAUCAGUCAGCAUGGGAUCAACCACAGUAUUACUUUCCCACGUAUGAAAACGACACUCUUCUGUGCACGCUGUGGGAUAGUGAGAGUGAAUCAGGGACUGAGAGGCGAGCAGUGAGAGUUCCCGUUAUCGCAGAAGAUAUUUUGAACUUAGAAGCUUUAAAACAGACCAGUGUUUUGAACAAUUUGCUGCAGCAACCAUUUGGCAGAAACUAAAGUGGAUCCUGUUAUCUACACCGUUUAACAACCUGGCUUCCUGAGGGAUUCUAUAAACAUAAGCAAGCAAUGUCAGGAACAUAGGAAUAACGUGGCCACCCAAAUUCUUCCGGGUUAGUCAAUGAUAUGGUGGGUCUGAUGUGUGUACUUACUUGUCAACACUUCACAAUAUUCUGUGAACCCGCUGGAAAUCACAUCUGAUUACAUGAAGGUGCAGUGAUUCUGCCAACAUAGCCUUUCCCUACCACAUAACUUAGGAGGCUUUUUUUUAAUGAAGUAUGGUGCAUGAUAUAUGGCAAAGUAUAAAGUUUCACUUUACUCUAUUUGGCAGGAGAAAAGGCUCGCAAGUAUUGUUGAAGCAUUUUGAGAAAUGUUGUGUUGAACUAAGUUGUCGCUCAGUUUUCUAACUUGGUGAUUUAAUCAAUUUUUUUNAAAUGGUGUGGAGGGAAGUCUAUAGCGUGCUUUCACAGCACCGCUGCCUGAUAUUUGAUAUACACACGGACUGUAUACGCAACAGGAAAUGUUCACAAGUUGUGUCAUCACUCAAAAAAGAAAAUGACUGAAUACAAGUACGUAAACAAUCAUCUGAGCAGUCUGAUGAAUUUCAUGGGAAAAAAUGUACAUUUUAAAACUUAACAUUUAGGUGAUAUUGACUGCAAGUCAUACAUAUGAAAAGUUGCGGUUGUAAAUAUGGAAGUGAAAGAUCAUGCUCAACAAAUUUCUUAGAAGAGCUGCCAGAUUUUUUUGGGUCUCACAACUUGAGCUGUUUUUAAAACCAUGACCUAUUGGAAUGACUUUGUGUUUCUUUCACCAACGGUUCCUCAGAUUGCAGUGGAAAAUACAGUGACAUCAUUUUGUUUAUCUUUAAGCAGAAAAUAAAGUUUCAAAAGGUU
Molecule: messenger RNA, 2237 nt
Organism: Callorhinchus milii (elephant shark)
Lineage: Eukaryota; Metazoa; Chordata; Chondrichthyes; Chimaeriformes; Callorhinchidae
Gene: znf277
Product: zinc finger protein 277
Exons: 12
Coding region: 16-1344 (442 amino acids)
Source: RefSeq, a predicted model, not a curated record